AUGGUGGACCUGGGAGGUGACAGGGACGUCGGGGAUCUACCACAAGGACCUGGGCAUCGACCCGUGCCGCACGUAGCGGGAUCUGUCCAUGGUGGACUUCAACUCUUCAAGCGCUUCCUCAUGUGGCAGUACGGUACGCGCUGCCACGGGAGCACACCAUCCGGACGGAGAUCAGCCGGAGGAGGCGGUGGAGCCCGGGCGGUGGAGGCCACGGUUGCUUGUCUCACCCGUCGAUCGUGGCGGCGGUUCGUGAACCUCCCAGAGAUCGUGGCGCUAGCAGAGGAGGUUGGGAUCGACGCGAUGGCGUCGUACCUGAUGUCUGCGACGACGGCGGUGGCCCUGGCGGCACACCUGUGGGAGGAGAUCGACAUCGACGUGGGCGGACUACAGGUGGCCCUGGCGGCACUCCAUCUAUGGUUUGUAGUUUUGUACAUGCCAUGA
This is a messenger RNA of Miscanthus lutarioriparius, 441 nucleotides long. The record is from the annotation of a GenBank genome assembly. Lineage: Eukaryota; Viridiplantae; Streptophyta; Magnoliopsida; Poales; Poaceae.